CCCUCCAUCAUCAAUUUGCCUUGAACUUGAAUUUAACCCUUUCCAACUCAGCCCGCGGAACCCCUGACCGAAAACGAACCGCAAUACAAAUACGAGACGAGUGUAGUGCAGGAGAAUUGCGACCGGCCCAUGCGAUUCAGAACCGACAUGUCGGCUUCCACCUAAACGUCAACCGGCGAUGACUUCAAUCGUAUCAGCCUUGCCCCUACGUACACAAAAUCGACGACUACACACGAUACUUUACGCAUAAAGCCCGUCUAUAGUCUCGCCGUCGCCCACAACCGGAGUUAUUCAACACCUCUCCUACCCUCGACACCACCGCUAUACAACCACAAUCAUGAGAUUCUCGACGAUAAUUAGCAUAGGCAGGAUGGCGCUCUUCAUCUCCAUCCUAGCCUGCACUCUUACAGGUGUCCUUGCCGAUGACACUGAAGUCUCUACAUGGGCCGAAACCGAAAUCCCCGAAUGGGCCACUAUCAACGGCAUGCAGCUCUCGUUGUCAGCGAACCCUGGGCUGCAGUUUGCUGUGAUCCCUCUUACGUCGAAUCUGGGACUGAACGAUUCCACCGGUCGAGUAAUAGAUAUUAUUCAUAUCACGGGUAAUAUGAUUGCGACGGACUCUUCAAAUUACAACAAAGUGACUGAUAAAGACGAUAUCGCCUAUCUGUCAUGCGACGAACCCAAAGGCGACUCUUUUCUCAGCCCCAACAAGAUGCUCAACACAUUGAUGCAGCUUGAUCCUCAUCUUAGGGCGAUAGUCCUGUAUUCUACGUCCAACACAUGGUGUGCCAUCGACCCAGUCGAAAAACUUCCCUUUACAAGUAUCUUGUCCAUGGCCGAUGGAGGCGAGGCCACACAAGCCCUGAACCUCUUGAACGGCACCAGCCGUGGUGAAGUGGUUAAAGCGAGCAUCUUCGGUAACAACACGGAUAAUACGAUACCGAAGGAUGAGAGCAAAGGGGGUAGUAACACGGCUGCCAUGAGUGUUUUGUACGCCAUCACUGGCCUGAUUACUCUGCUAUUCUUGGUCAUCAUCACGACAGGCGCUGUGAGAGCCCACCGAUAUCCUGAAAGAUACGGGCCACGAGGUGCACUUGGCGGGCGGCCACGGCAGAGUCGGGCCAAGGGACUUGCUCGGGCUGUAUUGGAUACGAUCCCAAUUGUCAAAUUUGGAAACCAGACGCCUACAAAGCCAGAUCCCGAAUUGGAAUUGGAAAAUACGGAAGGGAACGAUGCUGCCACACAGCGAACUGCGUCACGCCUCAGUGAGGCCAGACAGUCUGACGGGGCUCCGGCACCAGGUGGGGAGACCAAUGCCGUACCAGCCGCGACUAGGGCAUCGUCUUCUCCCGAGAGUGCCGAAGACGAGACGAGCGACCACUUAGGAUGCUCUAUCUGCACUGAAGACUUUACGGUUGGUGAAGAUGUUAGAGUGUUGCCCUGCAAGCAUCAGUACCAUCCAGCAUGUGUUGAUCCAUGGCUGAUUAACGUAUCUGGCACGUGUCCAUUGUGCCGCUAUGACUUACGACCAGGCAAGGGUCAUGCAUCUGCGGAGGCGGAUGUUGGCGACUCUAGCACACUGCCGCCACCUUUGGCAAUGGAGGGUGCUGAGAACGACGCGCCUCAGUCAUCUCACCGUAACCGACUCUCGAGACUUUUUGAUAUUAACCGCCUUCGAGAGGGGACCGUGGAAGAACAAAUGGAAGCAUUACGGCAGAUGCGGGCGGAAACUAAUGAAAAUAACAAUCAAGAGACAACAGAAGUUACUGAAGCGGCCGAUGGCGAGUCGCAGGGCCAAAGUGCACGAUUUGCGGCGAGGCUUCGGGAUAGAUUUAGAAUCCGCACACGCGCUCAAGCCGUCGAAGAUCAUGAAAGCCAACGGGGGAGCUAGUGAGUAGCAUGGAGGUGCCGGAGUAUUUAUGUUACCGGCGAUAUGAGUUUAGGGCUGAGAACUGGGGCUCGAAAGGCUUCACACUUUGA
Molecule: messenger RNA, 1980 nt
Organism: Fusarium oxysporum Fo47
Lineage: Eukaryota; Fungi; Ascomycota; Sordariomycetes; Hypocreales; Nectriaceae
Product: RING-H2 finger protein
Exons: 3
Coding region: 338-1891 (517 amino acids)
Source: RefSeq, a predicted model, not a curated record